This is a messenger RNA of Fragaria vesca subsp. vesca, 1061 nucleotides long. RefSeq lists its product as uncharacterized. The record is from RefSeq and is a predicted model, not a curated record. Bases 314 to 925 code for a protein of 203 amino acids. The transcript is spliced from 2 exons. Lineage: Eukaryota; Viridiplantae; Streptophyta; Magnoliopsida; Rosales; Rosaceae.
AGAUUAAGAUUGUCAACAAAAUAAGACCCAGUACUCUCAAGUCGAUAAAAGAAAGAAAAAUUUACACAUGCUACAUUCCCUUUUAUAUAUUUCAGUUGAAAAUUUCCAUCUAGAAGAAUAUCAAGUCAAACACUUGCAGCCACCGUUUCCUCAAACACAUUGAACAAAACACUAUAAAUAUAUCUUCUUGCUCAGUUCAGUUUCCACAAACAAUAUAACUUGCUCAGUUCAUAUUCAUAGUUUUAAUUUUUAAAGCAGCAGAGAGAGAAAGAGAUUACAUUUUCUUUUCAAAUUUCCAAGGAAGAUCAGAAAAAUGGCCGAGAAGAACCAGCAGGCGUAUUCAUCAGCAAAUGGCUACACCAGAAGUACGGACCAAGAAUCCUCCCCCUUCCAAUCCGACGAGGAGCUCAAGCGCCAGAAAAGAAUCAAACUGUUCACCUACAUUGGUAUUUUCAUUGUCUUUCAAAUCGUAGUGAUGACUGUAUUUGGUCUCACUGUGAUGAAAGUUAAGACUCCGAAAGCCAGAUGGGGAGAAAUCACUGUCAAAACCCUCAAUUCUGUCCCUGCAGCGCCUUCUUUCGACACAACCUUUGAAACCCAGAUAAGGAUCAAGAACACAAACUGGGGUCCUUACAAGUUUGAUGCAGGCACUGCCACAUUUUUGUACCAAGGUGUGACUAUUGGGAAAGUUGAUAUUCCUAAGAGCAAGGCCGGGAUGCGUGGCACCAAGAAGAUCGAUGCGAGUGUGAGCUUGAACACCGCUGCAUUGAACAGCUCUGGCGAGUUGACGCUGACCAGCGAAGCGAAGUUAACCGGGAAGGUGACGUUGAUGGGGAUGAUGAAGAAGAAGAAGUCUGCGAGUAUGAACUGCACCAUUCAAAUUGAUGUGUCUGGACCGACAGUCAAGAGUGUAGUAUGCAAGUGAUAUACUAAAAAACAGAGACACGCUAUAGCUCUGUAUACGGAUUUUUUUAUUAUAUUUUUUCUUGUAUUUGAUUUGUUGUGGAUAUAUAAAUGGUAUUUAUCUAUAUAGUGGUUAGCCACGUUAUUUUUCUGUCUUU